Mizuhopecten yessoensis (Yesso scallop) is the source of this 633-nucleotide messenger RNA. RefSeq lists its product as uncharacterized. The transcript has 5 exons. Gene Ontology annotation, molecular function: calcium ion binding. Lineage: Eukaryota; Metazoa; Mollusca; Bivalvia; Pectinida; Pectinidae. The record is from RefSeq and is a predicted model, not a curated record. The coding region runs from base 124 to 549 and encodes 141 amino acids.
CAGGACGUUGACCCGUUAUCAGUGGAAUGAUCAGUCGACACCACUUGUUCGUUUCUCACACGGUCUAGCUAAAGAGCUUCCUGUUGUCUGGUUAUUGUAAGUGUGACAGUAUAUCCAAUCAAGAUGAUUGAGACAAGGUUUUCUCAUCUUUUGAUAACAUGUGCAGUCCUGUGUGGUGUACUGUGUCACCCUGGCCGCCCGGCUCUUCCAGACAGUCCAGAGGCGCGCAAACUCUUCCGUUUGGCGGAACAAAAUAGAACCAAUGAUGGCUUUCUUACAAAGGCCGAAGUAGACGAUAUAUUCACCGACUUCGAUUUGGAUAUGGACGGGUCUGUUGAAGAGACUGAGUUCUUGAAGGUGUGGGCGGAGAAGCAUCUUGGGACACCCGAGAGUGGCAGGACACUGUUCCACCACGCUGACACAGACGGCGACGAUACACUUUCGCUCACACCAGACUUGGCCAGGGUGUUCUAUUACUUCGACAGAAACCAGGACACGAAAGUAAGCCAAGCCGAGUUUGUGACAGUCUGGGUAGAAAUGUCCCUUUAAUACAUCGUCAACCACAGUAUGCAGUCAAGUGUAAAUCUCUGAUUGCCAAAAGCAUAAUAAAGCAUACACUUAAAGUUUUUUUUG